CCUGUCAAACUGUCUCCCGUUCUGCUCGGUUUUCGCUGAAAUGCCGGUCGGUUUGAGACUCCCGGCAGUCUCGUGGCGGUCAAGGAAUAUUUUAAACGCGACGUUGCGUUAAAGGAGAAACCAUCGGCACGCGUAAUGUGUUUUUUUUCUACCCCGGAGGGUUUAUUGUGGUUGUGACGGAAUGGGAGCUGAAUGAAUUGAGAGACGGACGUGGAUAGAGGCUGAUGGAGCAGCACCACCAGGAGAACAGGAGCCUGAUAUAGUGCUGAACGCCAGCAUGACCUACAUACCACAGAGCUUAACGGACGCGUCUUUAGGACAUCACCGCUAUACGGAUACGCCAGACAGUAACUGACGUCCGGUUCAACCUUGUUACACAGUCAUAAGUGACCUUCAUUUUAUUUGCUCCUGCAGAACUGUCCAUAACAAGACUGAACAAACAGAAUCAUCUAAACACAUCAUGUCCUAUGCAAUUUAAGGAAAUAAGCAUGGAAUGGAUCAUUGCAUGAUGGAUUUUUUGCUGACCUUUUGUAACGCUCUGGGGUCAAGAGGAAACCAAAAGGGGGAAUUAAGCAAGCAGCAGAGGACUGUGGAUACUAUACUGCCCCCUCCCAUUUUCUUUUAGGACUAUACAGCCGCUCCGCUCUUUGGAUUGGCCUAUAGACCACCAGGCCUACAGUAAAACCAGGAUCAAAGGUCCACAGAAGAACCAGACAGGAAGCUCUUUCAAACAGGAGUCAAGAGAUUAUAAGUUGAUCAUUACUCACGCUGUGAUCAGCAAUACAGUCAACGGGCCAAGCAAUAAAAACGUAAGUGCUGUGCGGAGAAGUGAGAUUCAAAUAGAGAUUUUUGACGGUUGGCAACAUCAAUUGUUGCCAUCAUGCUUCUGAACUGUGGUCAGCCGUUACCUCUUCUGAGGCAUACGGACGUUCCCCCCCGCGUCAUAGAAAACUUCAUCCUGACUGGCUACCGCUUCCCGAACUACAGUCUGAGGGAAUGCUUACUGUCAGCGUUCAGGCCCACCAAUGAAACAGGCAACUUCUGGACUCACUUCCUCCCUGUUUUCGUUUUUUCAUAUUAUUUCGUGGAGGUGUUUGGUUGGGAAGGUGCGCCAACUGGCGACGCACCGUUCUUCUAUCCAUUGUGGAACUACUUUAUUGGGGUCUUCUGUCUGUUAAUGGCGAGCAGCAUGGCGCAUCUGCUCAACUCCAUGUCUCUGGUGGUGAGAGAAGUCUGCUUCUUUGUGGAUUACGGCACCAUCAGUGCAUACACGGUCGGCUCAUCAUUAGCCUACUACUAUUACAUCCACCCUCGGGCAGGGAUAGUGGAGACGGAAGGCCACAAUGGCUCUCAUGUGGACUUAAAACACGAACCUGCAGGAUCUCUUACGUCAUCCUAUGCAAUGCCGGAUUUCUGUGUUUUUUUCGAGACCCUCUACAUCCCGUCUGCAUGUCUUGUAGCAAUCAUUUGCGUCAUGUCUUGCUGCAAUACUCGCCAGAGGUGGAGGCGGCAUCGAUAUCUCAUCCGAACCUUCGUCUUCCUCCUCCCGUUCGUCGUCUCUUCCACGCCAGUCUUCUACCGCCUCCUCACCAGAUCGCCUUACUCCACCACGUCCUCCUCCUUCCUGGCUUCCACCUCCAUGGCGAGCUUCUUCUACCGCCACUGCCUCUGGCUCCUGGUGUCGGCCGUCUUCAACAUCAGCAAGUUCCCAGAGCGCUUUGCCCCGGGGCGCUUUGACAUCUGGGGUCACAGCCACCAGUGGUUCCAUUGUUGCACCUUUUUGUCCAUCCUCGAUGAACUCCACAUGAUCAAGACCGAGGUGAGGGCGAUCCUACUCAGCCCGACCCUGCUGCUGCCCCCCGUCACCCUCUCCCCUCUACCUGGACCUACCAUUGCCUCCACCUACGGGGUGAUGCUGCUCCUCCAGACCACCAUUAUCUCCAUCAUCGUGUGGUUCUCCUGGCAUGCCAACUGCAUCUACGGACCCCAGAGAGACCAGCUAGCAAAGGAGCACCCCAAGAAACCCCUGAAAUGUCACUGAUCACCAAACACACCCCAUCUUCAUCAUCCCAACUGUGAAGAAGAUUUGCACAAGCGUGCAAGUUCAAGAGAAGCGCACAAGUAAUAUUCCCCUUCUGAUUUCAAGUCCCUUAUAUGUUCCAACCCUUCCAACGAACCUGGUCUCACAGAAAUCCGUGAAAUAGCCACGGAUU
Molecule: messenger RNA, 2213 nt
Organism: Centropristis striata (black sea bass)
Lineage: Eukaryota; Metazoa; Chordata; Actinopteri; Perciformes; Serranidae
Gene: paqr9
Product: progestin and adipoQ receptor family member 9
Exons: 1
Coding region: 881-2041 (386 amino acids)
Cellular component (GO): membrane
Molecular function (GO): signaling receptor activity
Source: RefSeq, a predicted model, not a curated record